AUGACGACCCAAGCACAAAACCGCGUCAGCGACCUCUCCGAGACGGAGUCCGAAUACGACGAUCCGGCCCCGCGAGCCCAAUCCCGCCGGAGGGGUCGAGGCCGCUCGGGCAGGAACAAGCAGCAAGCGGUCGGCCAGCAACAACAACAAGCCGGUCCUCUCCAGGGCGUGGCCCCCGGCCAGCAGCUCUCCCAGACAACCGGACAGAUCGGAGAGGUGGCCGGCGGCCUGACCGGCACGGUCGGGAAUACCCUCGGCCAGACGGCAGGUCAGGUGGCCGGUGGGGGAGGGGGAAAGAAGAACGAUACACUGCGGCUGAGGCUGGAUCUAAAUAUCGACAUUCACGUCGAGCUCCGAGCGAAGAUUCAUGGCGAUCUUGAGCUUUCGCUGCUGUGA
Messenger RNA from Tuber aestivum (summer truffle), 396 nucleotides. NCBI's taxonomy places the organism in Eukaryota, Fungi, Ascomycota, Pezizomycetes, Pezizales, Tuberaceae. The record is from the annotation of a GenBank genome assembly.